Messenger RNA from Trichosurus vulpecula (common brushtail), 3478 nucleotides. It is a transcript of the gene CIRBP, whose product is annotated as cold inducible RNA binding protein. The transcript is spliced from 7 exons. Bases 93 to 671 code for a protein of 192 amino acids. Gene Ontology annotation, biological process: positive regulation of mRNA splicing, via spliceosome. Gene Ontology annotation, cellular component: spliceosomal complex. NCBI's taxonomy places the organism in Eukaryota, Metazoa, Chordata, Mammalia, Diprotodontia, Phalangeridae. Gene Ontology annotation, molecular function: RNA binding. The record is from RefSeq and is a predicted model, not a curated record.
GCCGCUCAUUUUCCCGUUAGGAGGCUCAGGUCGCUCUGGUCUGUUCGCUGACACCGCUUAUCCUUCCCGCCCCAUCCAACACACCGGUCAAGAUGGCAUCAGAUGAAGGAAAACUCUUUGUUGGUGGACUGAGUUUUGAUACCAAUGAACAGUCAUUGGAACAGGUUUUCUCAAAGUAUGGACAGAUUGCUGAAGUUGUUGUUGUGAAAGACAGGGAAACUCAGAGAUCCAGAGGUUUUGGCUUUGUUACAUUUGAGAACAUAGAUGAUGCUAAAGAUGCAAUGAUGGCCAUGAAUGGAAAGUCUGUUGAUGGGCGGCAGAUUAGAGUUGACCAGGCAGGCAAAUCAUCAGAAAACCGGUCCCGUGGGUAUCGAGGAGGUUCAUCCAGUGGCCGAGGCUUUUUCCGUGGAGGCCGGGGUCGAGGCCGUGGUUUUUCUAGAGGAGGUGGAGACCGCGGUUAUGGGGGAAGCAGAUUUGAAUCAAGAAGUGGGGGAUAUGGAGGUUCCAGAGACUAUUACAGCAGCAGCAGGAGUCAAGGAGGCUACGGUGACCGGUCUUCAGGAGGGUCUUACAGAGACAGCUAUGACAGUUAUGGUAAGUCCUGGUUCAAAAGGGAACGCCGCCAAAUGUAUGUGGGAACUCUGAAUCUUGAUUCCAUGACCUUGUACUGAUCUCUGGAAGUAAUUUUAAGGCUCUCAACGCUCAGACCUUAUCACGGUGCUUUUCCCGUAAGGAACAAGUCCAUUCUGUCAGGUCUUGGUGCGAGGAAUCAUUUUCUGCCAAAAAAAAAAAAAAAAAAAGAAAGAAAGAAAGGAAAAAAAAAAGAAAAAAGAACUUACCUAGUGUUAAUGCAUGUGUAGGCCUUAGUUGAAGCUGCAAAGCAUCUUUAGCGUCCCCUUCUCUGACCUCCUAACGAUGCAGACCUCGGAGUGUCCUAACACGCUUUAGACAUGGGGGGAGGAAUUUUCCUUAGGAUCAUGUAGUGGCCUAGCCUCCGCAGUAAUUCAGGGGAGUGAAAUGCUACAACUUGUCAUGUGCUUCAGUGCCUUUACAAUUGUGCCUGCUUCUUGUCCUCAGCUACACACAACGAGUAAAAAUCCUUCCUGAAUCAAGAUCGUCCUUCCAAUGGCUGUAUUUAUAAAGAUUUUUGGAGCUUCGCUGAAUCGUUAUUGUGUAGUACCCAUCUACUUGUAUUCACUUUUGUAGUAUUAUCAGUUCUGAUCUUGUCAAACACAGCCUGACAGCUUCGGACAUGAGAUGGCCUAAUUAGACUUUUCUUUUAAGAAAGCUCUUGUCUGUUCUCGAGUGUUUUUUUUUUUUUAAGCAUUUUUGAAAGCACUUCGGAUUUUAUUUUUUCUUUUCGUCAUGAGCCAAGGUGUGGUGGUUUUUUUUUGUUGUUUUUUCUUUUGGUUUUGUUUUACUUUUUAAAUUUUUUUUUCUUUUUACAACAAAAACUUGUGAAAUUGGGGGCCCUGGUUCGGUUUUCUUUGAGCUAGAAAAGGACCUUAAAUUCAAUGUUCACGGGAAGCUGAACAAGCUGUGGAGGUUUGGCUUUUUUUUUUUUAAAGUGCGUUACCUUCAACUUUUUUGUAACCUUCCUUUAGUGUAGCAAGGUAGGAAUGCAGCCGUGAGGGUUUGUGGAGAGGCAGACCACCUUGGUAUAUCUAAAGAGAAACUGCUUGUAUGUUCAUUCUGCAUAAAGGUAUUUUUACUGUAUACUGUAAAUUACCCAGAAAUAGACUUGCAAACUUUCCAUAAAAGAGGUUCUUGAAAAUGUUUAUUUAUAUUGUCCUUUUUUUACUGGAAGAAGUAUGCAUAUUCCAUUGAUAUUGUAUUUGAAGUGGUUAAGGAAUUCUUGUAUACAGUUUUCUUUGGCUUUACGAAGCCUAUUAAAAGACCGUCUGAAAUGAACUGUGCUCCUGACAUUUACCUUUCAAUGCACAACACACCCCUUUGCUGGAUGUCUGACGUUUUGACAGCAAGUGACAAAGCAGACCACAGGGCAGAGAGUGUAGGUGGAGGAGUUGGCUGACGGGAGAGUCAAACUUCCGACCAGCAGAAACCAAACUGAGAAAUUGAAGGGAGCUCCUGCUGGUCCUGGCAUUUGAGUAUAUUAAACAUGACUUCACUCUGAGGAUGACAACCUGUUGCACUGUAGUCUGCCUGGCCAGACACGUGGAAUAGGGGAGCUACUUGACUCAUUUGGAAGCCAGAGGACAUCCAGUAACCAUUGAGCACCAUUGUACCGAAACAUUGACAGAUCUUAGUCUAGAAUCUAGAGUCUUGUGAUAACUGGAGUAGCACAGUAUUCCAAGGUAGACAAGGGAAAACCGACAACAAAGAAUUGACUCAUUAGCUAGCUUUGUCCUUGCCUUACAAGUUCUAAGAAUUCUCUGCUAGCAUAUGGAAACUGCAGUGUCCCUGGAGAAAAGAAGUGUUGUGCCUCCCAACAGAGAAACCUCUGAGACGAAGGCUGCUUUCUUGGCUAGUUCAUAUGUGGAAAUAGUCCUGUAAUUCGAGGUAACUCCCUUUUGCUCAUGUCCGCAUCCUUCCUCUUGUUGAGAGCUCAUUUGAAAGUCUAAUGUGCCUGUGGAAUGUUCCUUUUUUUGACUUAAGUCAACCAAGAGAAAAAAAAAAGCAAAUUAAAAUCAUGCCUAUUGCAAUCCUUGGUGUGUGGCACAGAGAUUCGUUCCAUGGGUCAGAGCUGGGCGCACAGUCAUGUCUUGCUAGUAGGUAUGUAAGCAAGAUUGGAAACAAGUGAAUUCCCUGCCUUUUGGAUUUUUAUUCAUCUAUUGAGAAUCUUCCUAGACUUCAUUAAGUCACUCACUUAAGUGUAGCUUUCUUUGCCAUCUCCUUGUUGCCAUUUUUUGCCCAUAGCCCACACUCUCCCUAAGCAGCCCUAUCAGAAGUGAUUUAACUGUCUCUGCUUAAGGAUGAAAUGUGACAUUGGCUGGUAUAUCAGCCAGCCCUGGAAACCUUUGCCCACAAAUGUGCUUCUGUGAUGUGAUGGGUUCAGUGAAUGGCUUGUGAAACCCUUGUAAAUGAUGUGAACUGUUUCUGGGGUGGUGGGGAGGGGCGUUUGAGAGCCCUGGUGUGGAUGGGGUUAAUAACGCCCAUUUACUUUGACAGGUUGAAGAAAGUGAAGCAAUAAUAAACCAGCAAGGUGGCCAAGGACCAUGGUGUCUGAUUUAAGGACUCCCUAGAGGCAGCCGCUGAAGCCUGCUUGUGCUUGGGCACUCAUUCCCUCACCUGGAGUGGUUUCCUGGGGAGGCAGGAGAACUUGAGAUUGGACCUGGAUAACUUAUUGAUGAACUUCAGAGAAGACCAAAAGAUAAGCUAUGACUUGCACUUGAGAGGUUGAGGCCUGUGUAUAUUAAAAUAUGGUUGGAAGAAUAAAACUAUUACAAAAAUGUUCGUCUGUACAACUCAUUUGAAAUUGGAAAAUCAGAUUAGAAUAAAUGGCUCAAAAUGGAUAUAA